GCUAUUUUACUUCGCCUUCGUGGUUUUCUAUGCCUACACAGUGGCGGUUGGUAUCAGACCGAAUUACGUGUCGAUUUUCGAAUUCAUUGUUUUUAUUGAACUGGUCAGUUUCUUUUCGGAAAACGUGUUUGAGGUAAUUUCAAUGUUCCAAAGUUCCUGUCCUCAUAACUCAUGCUGGCAAACAGUGGUUGACAUGCCGCCAUUUUACAAGUACGAUACAUUCCUCAAUGUGUUUAACAUUGUUACGCUCGUCCUUGGGCUGGGGCGAUUUGUGCCCUUUCCGGCAGUCAAAACGCUCUACGUGGUCUCCUUUGUGCUGCACAGCUUCCGUUUCUUCAAGUUCUACUACUUCUACUCAAACCUUGGACCAAAACUAGCCAUGGUGGGAAGGAUGGUUGUAGAGCUGUUGGAGUUCCUCACGUUUCUCCUGGUGUUUUUGGUGACCACUGGGGAAAAGGAUGGCUGCAAUGCCCCUGAUGGUGUUAAUUGCCCAGUCAGUAACCCUCUGGCGCCUUGGUUGUUAAACCUGUAUCUCCUAAUCGUGGUGACUCUAAUGAUGAAUCUUCUGAUUGCUAUCUUUAGCAACGUGUUCGACCAAUUCGAGUCCGAAUCACGGGAAAUCUGGAAGCGGACCAGAUGUCGCCUGCUGGUCGAGUUCAGAGAAAAGACCAUCUUCCCAAUGCCCUUCAAUCUGAUUGAACGCAUUAUUCGAUUGAUUAUCGCUGCCUGUAGAGCAUGUGUGCGUUGCUGUAGGAGAGAAGUCACAGAGCACAAGAUUGUCCAGAUUACGGAGAGCACGCCUUUGAAGGGCAAGGAUGUAGACAAGCAGGUCAAAAAACUGCAUGAACAACUGGAGCUGGCGGCGAAGAGGGCUAAGCUGAAGCGCAUGGAGGUCUACUUGCAGUACAUCCGCAACGACUGCCUGCCACGCUUCCUUAAGAAACUGGAAGCUGACAAGACUGACGAGAUCGCUGAGCUGCUGGAUCUCGUUCAGAACAAGUGCGUACCUCCCCUACAACAUAUUUAUUUUAACUUUCGCAAAUGGUAG
Messenger RNA from Dibothriocephalus latus, 1048 nucleotides. NCBI's taxonomy places the organism in Eukaryota, Metazoa, Platyhelminthes, Cestoda, Diphyllobothriidea, Diphyllobothriidae. The record is from the annotation of a GenBank genome assembly.